Molecule: messenger RNA, 2571 nt
Organism: Colletotrichum costaricense
Lineage: Eukaryota; Fungi; Ascomycota; Sordariomycetes; Glomerellales; Glomerellaceae
Exons: 2
Coding region: 1-2571 (856 amino acids)
Source: RefSeq, a predicted model, not a curated record
AUGAACAUCCUCCUGCCGUCUCUCUUCGGUCUACACUGUAUCAUGGGCCCUAAAGGUGUAGUGCCUAACAUGCACCUUAUAGAAUCACUUGCAGACCAUGCAGAGAUCGAUAUUUGGAGCAUGGUCCCGUCAUUAGUCGAUGAGCUUGGUGAAACGCCCGAUGUCUUGGUCAAGCUCAAGCAAUCCAAAUUCAUCUGCGCUUCCGGUGGCCCAGUCAGCCCUCUCAUCGGAUCAAAAGUAAACGAUGUCGUCCGAGUUCUAAACCUGACCGGUACUACAGAAGGCCUGUUUAUGGGGAAUCUAUGGGUAGAAAAACAAGACUGGUAUUAUUUUGCCUUUCACCCAUUCUCCGGGUUCGAGUUCAAGGAAGUAGAGUCAGGCGUCUAUGAACAUUGGAUCGGAGCAGGGAAGCCUCAGGCAGGUCUUCUAAUUGAGCUUGAAAACCCAACUUCCAAGACCAACGUGGUAUGGGAUAGUAUCUGGGCUACAAUUGAACGCGCCAACGCAUUGUCGUUGCACAAAAAUCAGGUGCAAAGUGAUUACGUCGCUUUCGCUGAAUUAGAUACGCCUUUUUCCCGCACUGAUAAGGGAACGGUGAAGCGACGGGCCACGCUCGAGGCGUAUGCUGAUUACAUCGAGCGCUUCUAUAGCUCGCGGUCGGACCAAGACACCGAGUUCUUAGCUAUCGACACCAGUUCUAUUGUUUCCAUCACCGAUGCCAUCCGUCACGUCUUAGGCAGUCUCUCACCUGCUGUUAAGAAGGCCACACCCGACGAUGACCUCUUCGCCAUGGGCUUCGACUCGCUGCUCGUUUUUCGUGCUAUCAAGACUCUUCGCGUAGCCACCGGGCUUCGUGACCUGUUGGCCCCAAGGCAUCUCUACGGCAGCCCUACACUCCGCCAGUUCUCAGCGACGUUGGCUCAGCUGGUGGCCGACAUGCAUAGGAAGGCGAUUGACAGAUCAGCUUCGAAUGGAACGGUUGCAGACAACGUCGCCGAGAUGUACCGCAUGAUCAAUCUGCACCGCAUGCGUCUCUCACAAAAGGUUAGCCCUUUCGACCAGAUGAGCCCCAACAUAUAUCUGGGCAUGAAGUUUUUCUACCAGCUCCGCAAGGGCGCCCGUUUUGAAGACGUGUUUGUACGAUUACAGGCAGGGCUGCGUCGGGCCAUGACACUCAUUCCCGAGCUCGAGGGUAAGCUGAUGCCCUGUUCGGAGGACGAGAUAGGGUACAAGAAGGGUGACAUGCGCAUUUCGAUUCCCCCGGUGCCUUGUACGGCGACGGCGAACCGCAGCACCGAGUCAUCCAGGCCACGACAACUGCGUUACCGAGACCUUUCGGCGGUGCUCCCGUCCUUUGCGGAGCUUCGUGCCGGUGGCUUCGCGUCUUCAGGCUUUGCAGAUGAUGUCGUACUUUCAAGCCCGUUGCUGCCGCCGCUGCCGGCCGACUUGUUCGUCGCGCAGGCCAAUUUUAUCACUGGUGGCUGUAUCCUAGCCAUCAACAUGCACCACCAAUGCUUCGACGGCACGGGCACAAUUAUGGUGAUGCGUAUCUGGGGUGAAUGCUGUCGUUAUGUGCAAGGCGAUGCCUCGGCGACGUGCGCCUGGCUGGACAAAGAGAGUUUGAACCGUAAUCUUCUGCAAAUUCUAUACGAGAUGGAGGGGUAUGCGAAACCGGCAGGCCAAGUAGACAAGAACGUAUGGGGUUUCAUCGACAUCCCGGAUCCGGCCGAGACAGGGUCGGAGUGUGUGACCGAGAUUCAGAACCUCGUCACCGAGUCGUCGCUCCCUCCGGCUCCGUUCUUCCCCCGGAAUUUUCAAUGGCCGCCGAAACCCCUUCCCAACGGCCGGCACUUGGCUUCAUCCACCUUUAUCAUUCCGACCGAAAUGAUUGAGCAGCUCCGGCAAGACGUUCUGGCUGACCCCGCAGCCGGGGGCCUCAUCUCGGACAGCGACAUGAUCCAAGCAUUCGUUUGGCGAGCGGCCGUCAAAGCGCGUCGCCAUGUAGCGAUACAGCUGCGCGACGAGACCUUUGAAACGGAUGAGAUGGCCAUCGUUGAGUUGCCUAUCGAUGCCAGGCCUUAUUUCUCAAAGCUGCUGCCAGAGUCGUAUAUGGGCAACCUCGUCGUCAUCAACCGGCCGAGCAUGCCGGUGGCGACGCUCUGCGGCACAGAAACAACAGUGGCGCAGAUUUCACAGGUGCUCCGCGCUGCUGCUGUCCACAUCACGCCUUCAUUAGUCCAUGAUGCAUUCACGCUGCUGCAGUCAGUGCCUGACUACACCAAAGUGACUACUGCAUGCAUGGAGAUGGAGGGGAUGCACACCGCCGUUAAUAAUUUGAUGCUUUUCCAGACGAGUGCUAUCUCUUUCGGAGACGAGUUCCUGGAUGAUGGCGGCGUGCCAUCUGCAAUGCGCGUGCAAAUGGAUGCUAUCAACGCGGCAUUCCGCAUGUUGGUUAUACAUCCACUGCGCGAGGACGGUGGGAUUGAGCUUGUCAUUGGCACGCUGCCAGAAGAACUUGAUGCGCUGCUGGCAGAUGGCGAGUUCACUAGGUAUUGUAGGUUUGUAGGUUAG